Molecule: messenger RNA, 2496 nt
Organism: Acaulospora colombiana
Lineage: Eukaryota; Fungi; Glomeromycota; Glomeromycetes; Diversisporales; Acaulosporaceae
Source: the annotation of a GenBank genome assembly
GAUAAAACAUUAAAACCAAUUGUCGAAGAGUAUGCAAAGGAUGAAGAGUUAUUUUUCAAAGAUUUUGCAGCAGCAUUUCAUAAACUCGAAGAGCUCGGAUUGCAAAGAACUGGACAAGAGAAAGUGUACAUUUUUAAGAGAACUACCUACUUUGGGUCUAGCACUGUCCGUAAAAAAGUCAGCCAUGUAAACUCUUAUACGCAACCACCCUCUCCGAACGAUGUUUUCUUACAAGGCAACGCGGCAAACUACAUUGAAGAAAUGUAUAAUUCCUGGUUAAAGGAUCCGUCAUCUGUUCACUUGUCAUGGCAGGUGUACUUUAAAAACAUAGAAAACGGUGUAAAUCCAAAAGUUGCAUAUCAACCUCCACCGACCAUAGUUCCUUUGACUGGAAUGUCUACUUCCGUGGUUCCAGUAGCUCCGGUUUCUAGCUCUCACGUGGACGAUCACAUGAAGAUUCAACUUUUGGUGAGAGCUUACCAAGUCCGAGGGCAUCACAUUGCAAAUUUGGAUCCCUUGGGUAUUUUGAAUGCUGACCUGGACUCAGCGACACCAAAAGAACUCGAUCCUAAACAUUAUGGUUUUGUGGAGGAAGAUCUCGACAGACAGUUUUCUUUAGGUCCAGGAAUCCUACCUGGUUUUGCGGACACUGUAAAAAGCAUGACGCUUCAACAAAAGAGAAUGAUACUGGAUCGUUUGUUAUGGUCAGAUUCAUUUGAAAGAUUCGUUUCAUCCAAAUAUCCAAAUGAAAAAAGAUUCGGCUUGGAAGGAUGUGAAAGCCUGAUUCCAGGAAUGAAAGCUCUGAUCGACAGAUCAGUUGAUCUUGAUAUCGAAUCGAUCGUGAUUGGUAUGCCUCAUCGCGGUCGUCUAAAUGUACUUAGUAAUGUAGUUCGCAAACCAAAUGAGUCUAUAUUUUGUGAGUUUACCGGAUCAUUGGAACCCGGUGAUGAAGGUUCAGGCGAUGUCAAAUACCAUUUGGGCAUGAAUUACGAUCGACCAACACCGUCCGGCAAGAGGGUUCACCUUUCUUUGGCUGCCAAUCCAUCUCACUUGGAGGCGGUGGAUCCCGUCGUGCUUGGGAAAGUUCGGGCCCUUCAACAUUACAUGAAUGAUGAAAAAGAACGUCGUCGUUCCAUGGGUUUACUAAUACAUGGUGAUGCAGCUUUCGCGGCUCAAGGGGUUGUUUAUGAAACCAUUGGACUUCAAGACUUGCCAAAUUACACGACCGGUGGAACGAUCCAUUUGGUGGUAAACAAUCAAAUUGGGUUCACCACCGAUCCUCGGUUCGCUCGCUCAACUCCAUAUUGCACCGAUAUCGCGAAGGUGGUGAGCGCGCCUAUUUUCCACGUGAAUGGUGACGAUGUGGAAGCCGUAACAUUUGUUUGCCAACUUGCAGCCGAAUGGCGUCAAACGUUCGGGAAGGAUGUUGUUGUCGACAUCGUCUGUUAUCGUAAAUAUGGCCAUAACGAAGUAGAUAUGCCUAGCUUUACUCAACCGAGAAUGUACAAGCAAAUCGCAAAACAAACUAGCAUACUUGAGAAGUAUACUCAAAAACUUUUGAACGACGGUACUUUUUCGAUGGAAGAAAUUCAAAAUCAUAAGAAAUGGGUAUGGGAUACUUUGACAGAGAGUUACGCAUUAAGUAAAGAUUAUAAGCCUACUAGUCGUGAGUGGCUUUCCAGCUCAUGGCAUGGCUUUUUGUCGCCUAAGGAGCUUGCCGAAAAAAUUACACCCUCGUAUCCGACUGGUUCAUCAUUGGAACUAUUAAAGCACGUUGGUGAGGUUAUUAGCUCUUAUCCGAAGAAUUUCCAUGUUCAUCCGGGUCUUAAUAGAAUAUUGAAGGCCAGGUCCAAGAACAUCGAGGAGGAAAAAAACAUUGAUUGGUCAACGGCUGAGAGUCUUGCCUUUGGAUCUUUACUUAUUGAAGGAAAACAUGUUCGCUUAUCCGGUCAAGACGUUGAGCGUGGUACAUUCUCACAACGUCAUUCUGUCCUUCAUGAUCAAGAAAACGAGUCACAGUAUGUUCCGUUGAAUGAUUUGAGACCUGGACAAGCUCUCUAUACUGUCUGUAAUUCGUCGCUUUCCGAAUUUGGCGUUCUGGGAUUCGAACUCGGUUAUUCUCUGGUUAACCCAAAUUCUCUAGUAUUAUGGGAAGCACAGUUUGGUGAUUUUUCAAACAAUGCUCAAUGCAUUAUCGAUCAGUUUAUCUCUUCGGGUGAAAAGAAAUGGCUUCAACGAACGGGGUUGCGAUAUAUACCAGAUCCUCACCCGGAGACACUUGCUUCCCCAGAAAAAAUUACACGACACAUUUUGUGUUCCGGGCAAGUUUACUAUGCUUUAUUGAAAGCCCGUGAUCAAAAUAAGAUGGAUCACGUUGCUAUUUCUCGACUUGAACAAUUGACUAAUUUGGGCGCAAGAAGAACCCUUAAAUUCGGGUGCGUGGUCAUACGUGGCUCCUCGAAUACGAACGCUCAUGAAUCACUCGGAACGUCAUGA